Messenger RNA from Syzygium oleosum, 1136 nucleotides. Its product is annotated as UDP-N-acetylglucosamine transferase subunit ALG14-like. The coding region runs from base 136 to 843 and encodes 235 amino acids. The transcript has 6 exons. Gene Ontology annotation, cellular component: UDP-N-acetylglucosamine transferase complex. The record is from RefSeq and is a predicted model, not a curated record. Lineage: Eukaryota; Viridiplantae; Streptophyta; Magnoliopsida; Myrtales; Myrtaceae. Gene Ontology annotation, biological process: dolichol-linked oligosaccharide biosynthetic process.
GCGUGUGCGCACGUGUGAGCCGCGCUCGCUCACGGCUUGACUCUGACUCCGGCCGGCCAUACGCGCACCUCCUCGGCUCCUCCGUCGGACCGGGCGGCGGCGGCGGCGUUGCAGAUCGGCAUCCGUAGGGACCCGAUGCCUGUUCUCCGACAGAUUAUGGCUUCUGGCUCUGUUGUUGCUGCUCUUACUGCUCUGGUUCUUCUGAUAUUGAUCCGCUUUCUAUACAUCGUACAUUGGGGUGGAAAAUCGCGCCAUGGGAAAUCUCGGAGAACCUAUAGUACCCUCAUUGUUUUAGGCUCAGGGGGUCACACUGCCGAGAUGUUGAAUCUCUUGUCUGUGUUGCAGAAAGAUAGGUUUGCACCUAGAUUCUACAUUGCGGCUGCCACUGACAAUAUGAGUCUCCAAAAAGCUCGCGUGAUGGAGGACUCUCUAAUUGACGCGGCUGGGGUCAAGGUAGAGGAAACUGCCAAGUAUUUGCAGAUAUACCGGAGCAGAGAAGUCGGUCAAUCAUAUGUAACUUCUGUUUGGACAACAUUAGUUGCCACGGCUCAUGCGCUAUACCUCAUGAUUCAACUUCGACCAGAAGUGUUUACAUUGGAAGUGCAGAUCCUCUGUAAUGGCCCCGGGACGUGCAUUCCACUCUGUGCAAUUGCCUUCUUAUUCAAGGUUCUGGGAAUCAGAUGGUCAUCUAUAUUUUACAUGGAGAGCAUAGCGAGAGUGAAAAGACUGUCUCUAAGUGGAUUGCUUCUCUACAAAUUACGAGUAGCCGAUCAGUUUUUCGUGCAAUGGCCACAGCUGCAGAGAAAAUACCCUCGGGCUGAGUAUGUUGGUUGUCUUAUGUAGGUGAUUAAGAUGUCUCUUACACAGAGAGAGAAUCGUAUGUCUAAUUCGAAGCAACAGUUAUGAGGCGGCAGCAGCAUAAAUACAGACUUAUUAGCAGUAUUCCUGCUCCAGAAUAAGUUAGGCUGAAUAUAAUUCAUCAGAAGGUGCACAGCAAGCAUAUUUGGUAGUUCCUGUUUCCAAGAGGAUGUAUUCGGCUCUACUCGAGUAUGUCAUUAGAAGAGGAUAUGGUAAUUAUCUGAGCAGUGUAAAGGCUGAAGUACAUAGUCAAUGGUAUGUUGUGUUGAUGUAGUGAA